AUGUCAGUUUUCAUAUCACACCCUAUAUCAACCCGAGACCCCCAUAUCAGACCGAGACCCCCAUAUCAGACCGAGACCCCAUAUCAGACCAAGACCCCCAUAUCAGACCGAGACCCCAUAUCAGACCGAGACCCCCAUAUCAGACCAAGAACCCCAUAUCAGACCGAGACCCCAUAUCAGAUCGAGACCCCCAUAUCAGACCAAGACCCCCAUAUCAGACCGAGACCCCAUAUCAGACUGAGACCCCAUAUCAGACCGAGACCCCCAUAUCAGACCACGAACCCCAUAUCAGACCGAGACCCCAUAUCAGACCGAGACCCCAUAUCACACCAAGACCCCCAUAUCAGACCGAGACCCCAUAUCAGACCGAGACCCCCAUAUCAGACCAAGACCCCAUAUCAGACCAAGACCCCCAUAUCAGACCAAGACCCCCAUAUCAGACCGAGACCCCAUAUCAGACCGAGACCCCCAUAUCAGACCGAGACCCCAUAUCAGACCGAGACCCCCAUAUCAGACCGAGACCCCCAUAUCAGACCGAGACCCCACUAUCAGCCCGAGACCCCCAUAUCAGACCGAGACCCCACUAUCAGACCGAGACACCCAUAUCAACCCGAAGACCGAAGGCCAGGUUGA
This is a messenger RNA of Haliotis rufescens (red abalone), 633 nucleotides long. RefSeq names its product early nodulin-75-like. Bases 1 to 633 code for a protein of 210 amino acids. The record is from RefSeq and is a predicted model, not a curated record. The transcript has a single exon. NCBI's taxonomy places the organism in Eukaryota, Metazoa, Mollusca, Gastropoda, Lepetellida, Haliotidae.